AUGGGACGUGCGUUUCUUACCCCGCUCUCCAAAAUCCCCGGACCAUUCCUCAACUCUGUAUCCAACCUGCCUCUUUAUUACUACACGGUCCGCGGUAAUUACCACACUUACACUAUAUCGCUGCACGCAAAAUACGGCAGCAUAGUGCGCAUUGGAUACAAUCAAAUCUCUCUAGCCAAUGGUUCCGAGCUCCGACGCGUCUUGGCCACACACACUUUUCCCAAAGGAAAGGUGUACGAAACCAACGUACUUCCCGAGCAAACGACGUUCACAACCACCAAUCCUGAGCUCAACAAGACCAAAAGGCGCCAGAUGGGCAGCACGUAUUCGAUAGAUAAUAUGCGCGCUAUGGAGGACACCAUAUUGGAACACGGCGUGCUCACACUGAUUAGAUGCUGGGACGCAGAGAUUGAAAAGGGCGCAGCGGUCAAUUAUUUCUACGGAUUCAGCGGGCUGGCAUUUGACAUCAUUGGUGUACUUAUAUACGGAAAAAGCUUUGACGUGCUCAGGCUGAAUGACAUGACAAUCAUCGCCAAUAUCCACAAGCUGAUGGUUUUAUCGUCCAUUGUUACCAUCCUUCCAGUGCUUGGGCGCUUCACUUGGCUGUUCAAGGAUUUGUCGACUGCGCGGUACCAGCUUCUCAACAUGGCGCACGCGGCCAUUAUGCAGCGCAAAAACGAUAUGCGCGAGAAGGCAGUGUUUUCACCUCAUGCUGACAUUUUGCAAAAACUUGUUGACGCCAGAGACCCAAGAGACGGUCAGGCACUGAGCUACAACACAAUAAUUGCCGAGAUUAACAUGCUGUUAGCGGCAGCCACGGACACAACAAGCAAUACUCUUUCUUGGUCACUUAUGUACAUUUUGCACCACCCCACAGUGUAUCAGCGCCUUUGCCAGAACAUCCGAUUUACUUUUCCAGACACGACAAGACCAAUCCGAUACGAUGAGGCUAAAACAUAUUUACCCUAUCUCACGGCUGUUAUUCUUGAAUCCAUGCGUUUGAACCCCGCCGCAUCUGGUCUUUUCCCGCGCAGCGUGCCUACUGAGGGUGCUAUGCUCUGCGGCCAGUAUCAGAUUCCGUCAACAACAGAAAUAUGCCUUUCCUUUGCUGCCAGCCACCGAGACCCUACGGUAUGGCCCAAUCCCAAUGUUUUUGAUCCCGAGCGAUUCAUGGGCGCCAAAGGGAGAGCAAGAUCAAGGGACCUACUAGCCUUCAGCACUGGAGUGCGCGUGUGUAUUGGCCGGCAUUUGGCAUGGAUUGAGCUAUACACGGUUUUGGCCAACUUGCUGCGCAAGUACAACUUUGAAUUGCCCAUUGAUUCUCCUUAUGGCCCCCACAGAAUAAAAGAUGGCAUACCUGAGGAUAUUCCCGGACUUGUUUUUACCACUUGCGGCCCAAAGGAUCCACUGAUAAACUGUCGCAUGCAUGUGUCACACGCCAUAUUUUAA
Messenger RNA from Kickxella alabastrina, 1449 nucleotides. RefSeq names its product cytochrome P450. Gene Ontology annotation, molecular function: heme binding; iron ion binding; oxidoreductase activity, acting on paired donors, with incorporation or reduction of molecular oxygen. The record is from RefSeq and is a predicted model, not a curated record. The transcript has 2 exons. The coding region runs from base 1 to 1449 and encodes 482 amino acids. Lineage: Eukaryota; Fungi; Kickxellomycota; Kickxellomycetes; Kickxellales; Kickxellaceae.